Messenger RNA from Arabis nemorensis, 246 nucleotides. The record is from the annotation of a GenBank genome assembly. Lineage: Eukaryota; Viridiplantae; Streptophyta; Magnoliopsida; Brassicales; Brassicaceae.
AUGAGUUAUUUCGACAUACCAGUUGAUCCUACUAUGAUUAUAUCAAAAACUCUAACCAAGAUUGAUGUUACUGGUAAUAUAACAUUACCGGCAAAACAAGUAAUGUCCGUCCUCACGAUGAUGAAUGAUGCUACACCUGAGAAGUUGCAAAACGGUAUUGAAGUGGAAGUUGUCGACAUUAUGGAAACCGAUAUAUACCACGUGACAACACCAGGUAUUAUUUCGGGGAUGGUUGGAGUACUAUAA